This is a messenger RNA of Brienomyrus brachyistius, 3965 nucleotides long. RefSeq names its product phosphoglycolate phosphatase (gene pgp). Gene Ontology annotation, cellular component: cytoplasm. The coding region runs from base 986 to 1903 and encodes 305 amino acids. The record is from RefSeq and is a predicted model, not a curated record. Lineage: Eukaryota; Metazoa; Chordata; Actinopteri; Osteoglossiformes; Mormyridae. Gene Ontology annotation, molecular function: sn-glycerol 3-phosphatase activity. The transcript has 2 exons.
AAAAUAUCGGCGAUGGAAAGUGACUGGUUACCUUCCAAGGAGACACGGAAGUUAGCAACUUGCUGGAUAAGCAAACGUAAACAGUAUCUUCUGUCUUAUAAAUAUUUUUUUGUAACCUUUAAAUGUAUGUUUGUAUAUAUGUGUAUUUGUGUUUUUAAUCAAUGUAUCUCCAUGUUUUUUUACUGAAUUAUUUUAAACGGCCAGUAAAUAAUAUGCUUGACUUACAGGGGUCUCAUGCCUUUACGUUUUGUUGAUAUGCUUCUCUUUGUGAAAACCUAUUUUGAAACAGAUGCAUUUUGUGUUGCAUACGGACUGAUUACUGUUGGUAGAUUUUCGAAUUUUGCUCCGUAUGUUGAACUGCACUGAAGUGUCCACAUACAAUAGUCCCUUAUUUUUAAGCAACUUCCCAUAACGACGCAUCACAUUCUGGGGUAAACUGACUUCACUCUAAUGGUGGCGUGUGAUACGUGGGCAUGCAAAUAUUGCGUCGGGCCGAUCCUUCUAACAAAACAUGGCGGAAUGCGCAAAACAUUCAUUUUAAUGGCCUAGGUGACAGAGAAAGUGUUUUUUUUAAAGUUAACUGCCGUUUCCAGUAAUCGCAAAUUGAUAUAUUGCGGAGAUUUGCGCAGGCGACAUUGUGUUGAGGAUGGUGAUCACGUGCGCAAACCGAAUUCAAAUUGCGAGACUUUGGAAAGGCGACCGAAGUCUCGCGCUCUCUUCGCGAGGGGCCGGCGUCAUCUAGCUCCGGCACGGAAAUGCAUUCGGCCGGAGUGCAAGGUCAUGGAGUGAUCCCGGUGGGACUCCUUUUAGAGAACUAUUAUUUUGCUGCUUAACCCGAUCUAUGCUAAAUCGGCGAUUCAUUUGUUUUCAUUCAGAAAUCUAAACAUUUAACGGGUAUUUAGUUAGUGAUCCGUAGCGGCUUGUUGUUUUUUCCACUGAUAAAGGAAAAAGUGCUUAAUUGGACUGGAAAGCCGCACGUUCCCCAAUGGCAUCGAAAUGUAGAAGACUUAGCGGUCCCAUAAUUAGGGAGUUGCUAGAUUCCGUGGAGAGCGUUUUGUUUGAUUGCGAUGGGGUCAUAUGGCGAGGAGAUGAAGCCAUCACUGGCGCCGCGGAUGUCAUUAAUUUGUUAAAACAGAACGGAAAGCGAGUGUUUUUCCUGACCAACAAUAGCACGAAAACGAGAAGAAUGUACGUGGAUAAAUUACGCAAAUUAGGGUUCAAUGCUUCCGAGGAGGACGUAUUCGGGACGGCUUUCUGCUCGGCGGUGUACCUGAAGUCCGAAGCGAAACUGAACGGCAAAGUGUACCUUAUCGGCAGCAAUGCCAUGAAGCAGGAGCUUCAGAAUGUGGGGAUACCACAAGUGGGGGUCGGUCCCGACCCCAUCACGGGUGUUCAGAUCGACUGGGCCAACAUCCCUCUCGAUCCCGAGGUGAAAGCCGUAGUGGUGGGGUUUGAUGAGCAUUUUAAUUACAUGAAACUGAACAGAGCACUGCAGUACCUCAGUAACCCCGAGUGCUUAUUCGUGGGAACCAACACUGACACCCGGCUGCCGUUGGAGGGAGGCAAAGCGGUCCCAGGGACAGGAUGUCUCCUGAAAGCUGUGGAGACUGCAGCCCAGCGUCAAGCUCUGGUUAUAGGAAAGCCCAGCAAAUUUAUGUUUGACUGUGUGGCCCAUCAGUAUGGCCUAGACCCAGCCAAAACCCUCAUGGUGGGUGACCGACUGGACACAGACAUUCUGUUAGGAUCCAACUGUGGCCUGAAGACGCUGCUCACUCUUACGGGGGUGUCCACAGCUGCGGAUGCAGAGGCGCAUCAGUGCAGUGGCUGCCCCGUUCGCCUUGGUAUGGUUCCUGACUACAUCGUGGAGAGCAUUGCCGAGCUCCUGCCUGCCCUUCAGGCUUAGAUCUUCCUCAGCUUCCAAACCCAGAACCUAAUCUUCUCACUCUCCACUUUACACAGUAGUAAAUAUGACAAAAGCAAUGGAACAAAGUGUACUGCAUACCUUUUAAUCUAUCUGUUAGAAUAUAGAAACUGAAAUUGCUGGGUGGGAAGACAUUGACUACUUGCCAGGAUUGGAUGAGGGGUUUAGACUGGUAUAUUGUGAAAGAGUGAAAUAAGUUUAAGUGGAGUCAGAGCGAUAAGGUCCUCCUUUUUAUGCUCUUUGGAGCAUUCUGUUCUGACCCAAAAUAACACUGUAACUUUUAACUGCCCAAAUCAUGCCAGGUGUUUUAAAAUGUCGUGUGUCUAAAUUUACAUUGUUGAAAGCAAUGUCCCUUAUCUUAAAAAUACCAUUCACCUCCCUCUGAAACCAAUGUGUUGACUAUUAUGCAGAUAAAUUAAACUCAGUUACAAAUGACAGUAUUAAGUCUGCAAGUUCUCACUUCAGUAUUGGUUUUGUUAAGGAAUAAUAUUGAGUUUUUCUAGGUGCCUAUGCAUAGUGCAAAGUGUAAACUACUGAAAAAAUUGUCAUGUCUUGUUAAUGGCUGUUUAAGAACAUUUUGGCACAUGGCCUGCAGCUUGUUUUAGUUGGGUGCUGUGAAGUUUACAGCUUGAAGGCAAAAUGCCGUAACACGCAUGAUGUUUCCGUUAAAAAAAUAUGUAAGAACAGGAAUGUACAGCUUUUCAGGUGCUGUAAGAAGCUUGCAGUCACUGCUGGUUGCAACACAUGGUUUCCUGACUUUAGAUACAGCUUGAUCAUUCCCAUUUGAAAGUGAAAGGAUUCUAAUUUAGUGAUUUUAUUUAUUUAUUUAAAAAAAUAAUCCUUCUAAUACUUAGUGGUCCUAAGUUCAGAAAGGUAAACUGGAUGCCGAAUGUGUGCACGACUGUCCGAAAAUUAUUUUUUCCCCAUGUCCUUUAUGUACAUGUGCAUAAGUGAAUACAUUUCAGAAGAUUAACCCAAAUGAAUGAAACAUUUGCUAAAUUUCUGUGUGCCACUGCACACUAUGGGAUGUCCAGAUAGGUCCCAAUGUUAUCCUCCUGCAUUACUAGAUAUUGACAGUUUAAAAACUAGUUUAUGAAACUCGCAUGCUUUUGAAAGAGACUUGGGUCUAAAGCGCGGUGAGUGAUUUCAUCAGCAUUUUGCCUUAAAUGAGCUCAACAAUGUCAAUAAAAUGAAAAUGUCUAUUAAUCAAGUCAUGCAGGCAAUGUUAUACCUGGGUUGAAAAACGUGUUUGGUGUUACAUGGCACAACUACAUUUUUAAAAGUGUAAUCUAACUUUUCAGUGCAGUCACCUCAGAUGACCCCUGGUAACAAAAGAAAGAUUUUUUAUUUGUGUUCUGCUUUCUUUAUCUCUGUAACAGUCAUGAGGGCUACUGACUGUGGGCAUUUCGGUGACGUUUGCCAUUUAUGUGGCAACGGUUUAGUUGCGUCACACUCAGGACUGAUUAAGAAACAUAUUUCAGAUGUGCAGCUCAUUGCAUUUAAAUGUAAUGUUUACCUUCACUUCUACAUGAAUUUCAUGGAUUCCACUUCCAAACUUUAUCAACUGUAUCAGAUGUAAUGUACUUCUGGUUGUUAGUGGUCAUUGAUUUCUUAUAUAUAUAUAUAUAAUAUAUAUGAGAGAGAGAGAGAGACACACACACACACACACACAUUUUUACGUAUCAGGAUAUUUGCUUUUUGUGAGAUUUCCAUGAAAGCCAUUUAAAAUCCAUUUUAGAAACGUUUUAUGAAAAUGGUUAACCUCUGAUUUAUGUAUUGCAUGCCGUAUCUGACGUGUGCUGUGUUUAUGCUUUGAAAUUCAAUUUAUAUGGCACAAGAUUUUCACAGGAAGCUGAAUACUAUGUUCACAAGUGUCACACUUAAUUAUUCCUCGUUACGAAAUUCAUACUAGAGUAUAAGAACUUUUGUCAGAAUGCCGUAUCCAUGUAUAGACAGGGAAACGAAGUUUAAUAUGGAUCAUCAAUGAACAGCUUAAACUCAAAUCCUAAUUUAAAAUAAAAAUGACUUUCAAAUAAAAAUCAAA